Molecule: messenger RNA, 347 nt
Organism: Drosophila sechellia
Lineage: Eukaryota; Metazoa; Arthropoda; Insecta; Diptera; Drosophilidae
Gene: Polr2K
Product: DNA-directed RNA polymerases I, II, and III subunit Rpb12
Exons: 3
Coding region: 75-248 (57 amino acids)
Biological process (GO): DNA-templated transcription
Cellular component (GO): RNA polymerase II, core complex; RNA polymerase III complex; RNA polymerase I complex
Molecular function (GO): zinc ion binding; DNA binding
Source: RefSeq, a predicted model, not a curated record
CUAAAAGACUUUUCGGCAAAACAAAACACAUUUUUACACAAAACACGCUAUAAUAUUAAUAAUACUAACUAGAAAUGUCGGAAACUAGCUCUAAGGAUAAUGUGAAAACGGCAAUGACCUAUAUUUGUGGAGAAUGCCAUCAUGAAAACGAGAUGCGCCCAAGGGAUCCGAUUCGUUGUCGCGAGUGUGGAUAUCGUAUCAUGUACAAAAAGCGCACCAAGCGUCUUGUUGUCUUUGAUGCCCGUUAAAAACCCCAUAAAAACAUAUAUACAACCGUCUAAACAAUAUAUUUAAGCAGUUAGAUUGUACAAAAUAAAGCUAUUGCUUUAAUAAAUGUCAUAGCCUCA